AUUGAAAAAAAAACAAAAAGAUUGAACACUGAAAUAACCAUACCGAACCUUAAAAAAUGAAACGGCGUCUUGGCUCUAUAAAUAAUAAAUAUUAAAUAAAAAUUCUAGAUCUAGAUCUAAAUCAAAAUAAACAUUUUAACUUAAACUCUCAUUCUUCGUUGACGGCGAAGAAACUUUUUUUUUAAUUCAAGUUGCUGGAAUGUUGUCUACUAAAUUUAACAAUAAUUAAAUUUAAGAAAGACAGCAUUAUAAUUGAAACAUGGUAGAAAAUCUGAAUAUUGAUGAUCUGCAAAUUAUACUGGACUCUCUUACAGACACAUUCAUCGCCUAUUUAAAACCAGACGUCAUCAUUAAAAACAGUCCAUUUCUGGAGAGACACCAGGUUGAUAUCUUUUCAAAUCAGCCACUGGGCAGAGAAGACAGUGUUAAGAAGCUUCUAGAAUGGGUGCAGGAUUACAACCACAGUACAGAGGAGUCAGCAAUAAAGCACUUUACAGUAACUCUGAUGCAUUGCAUGCAGGAGAAAGACAAAUCAAUUUUCUUACAUCCUGUUCAAAGUGAAUCAGAAAUCAGCGAAGAGACUUAUGUAAACACAUGCAUAGAGAAUGUAUUUAACACAGUCAAUAAAGAGCUCUCACAAGAUAAAUGGUGUGUCAUCCUUGAUUACUUAUAUGAAAAGAAACUGAUCAGUGAAAGAGACUUAAAGAAUUGUAAGAAAACUAACUUAUCCCAAGAGUGUUGCCUGGAGACAUAUAGAUCAAUCAAAAGACACAAACAUGACUGGCCAUUUCAUUUCUAUGAUGCACUGGUCAAGUACAGACCUGAUUGGUUUUCAAAACAAAAUAAUUCACAAGUUGAAAAUCCACAAGACUCCCUUGUGAGCCUGGGUAUGUUACCUCAUGAAGAUCAUUACACAGUCGAAAGUGCAUCAUCUGCAGGAGAACUGAGUAGUUAUGACACCCUCUCAACUGUUUCCAAUGCUUCGCUACAACUAGAGAGUUUUAACAGUAGCCUUAAAGAAAACACAGGAGAAAAAGCAAAACUUUACAUAUCUGAAGAGGAUCUAAAGUCUGGUCGCUGGCAACAACUGAUAAAAAAAGGAACUGUUAAACUUAGUGACAUAACAACUGAACCACAACAUCAGAGAAGGAGGAGCUUAACAACCAGUGAUUUUGACUUCUCAGAUGAAGAAAGUUCUGAUGAAUCUAAUGAGAAAAAAAUUAGUUUAGAAGCAGCUCUACAACCUAUGAGAAAAUACCAACAUGAACUUGCAAAAGAAGCCCUUGCAGGGAGAAACACAAUUAUUUGUGCACCAACAGGCUCAGGAAAGACUAGAGUAGCCAUGUAUGUCAUCCUGUCUCAUUUACAAGCACAACAAGAUGAUGAGCCAAAAAGAAAAGUGGCAUUUUUAGCCAGGACAGUGCCACUGGUUAUGCAACAGUUCAAGUGUCUUAAAAAGUUUCUGCCAACACCUUUUCAGGUUACAAAUCUGACUGGCGACAGUGAAGACAGUAUGCACCUUCACAUGAUUUUACCAGACAACGAUGUCAUUGUGAUGACUCCGAGGAUAUUAGAGAACCAUCUGACAAGAAAGUGUCUACCCCAUCUUGGCGUUUUCUCAAUGCUCAUAUUUGAUGAGUGCCACCACACACGUAAAGGGGAACCUUACAACACACUGAUGUUUUCCUAUCUGAAAAUUAAAAGGGAUUGUCCGGAAAUUAAGUUACCUCAGAUAGUUGGGCUGACUGCUUCCAUAAGUGUAGAGAAAGCUGUGCAAGAUGACGAAGCCGUGAAAUGUAUACUGAAAGUACUGGGAAACUUGGAUGCUGACUGUAUAUCUGCAGUUGAAGAAAAUGAGCAGGAGCUGAGAGACAAAGUUCCAGUUCCUGAAGAAAAAAUGCUAAGACUGACUGAGAGAGAAAAUGAUAAGCCUGUGGAGAAGAUAGUCCGUAAUAUGAAUCAGCUUGAAAAGUAUAUUCAAGGUUAUGCAAGUGAAAUUGAAAACAAAGAAUUGAAUAGCUAUGUCAGCAAAAUACCAACAGACAGGAAAAGUCAGCAGUAUGGACAGUGGGCAGUAAAAAUAAAAAACAUAGCCAAGGCCUUACCAAGAAAUGAAGAAAGGGAGACAAAUCUACCAGUGAGGUACCUGAUAAUCAUUGCUGAUUACUUAGUGGCUUACAAUGUUGCACUUGAGACUCAUGAUCUUGUGGAGUUGAGGGAUGUAAUGGGAUACCUGGAGAAAUGUUUUGAAAGGUACCGCAUUAAUGAAAAAAAAACUACUGGCGAGGACAUGUGCUACAGUUUAUUUCUCUCACUUAAAGAUCUGGUAAAAAGACAACAAGAUGCUGAAAACCCAAAUCUCACCCUCUUAAAAAAGACACUUAAGGAGUAUCUAAUCCAAAAGGGAGAUAAAUCAUCUGGUAUUAUUUUUGUAAGAACUCGAGCACUAACAGAUGCUUUGGUAUCGUGGCUGAAUCGCUGUGGUGACCCACAGUUGUCUGAGCUUCAUGCAACUGUUUUUACUGGAACUGGACCAUCUGUUGAACAGGGAGGUAUGACUCAGUCUGAGCAGGAGGAAACCAUCCAAAAGUUCAGGAAGGGAGAAGUGCGUCUGCUGGUGGCCACAUCUGUGGGAGAGGAGGGCCUUGACAUUCCAGAAUGUAACCUGGUCAUCAAGUACAACCAUGUGGGUAAUGAGGUCACAACAGUUCAAACCAGAGGCAGAAGCAGAAAAAGUGGAGGUGUCUCCAUCUUGCUUGCAAUGGACAAGAUUUUUAGAAAAGAGAGAAUAAACCAAGAGAAAGCAUUGAUGAUGGAGAGGGCUAUUAAAGUGAUUCACAAAAUGAGCCCGAAAAAAAUACGCAAAUUAAAUAAAGAACACCAGGAUCGAAUUGUCAAAGAGGAGGAAAUUUCAGAGAUGGUGAAAAAACAAGAAGAUAGUCGAUUAUCUAAUAAAUCAUUUAAAAUGGUUUGUCAUUUGUGUCGUAAAGUUGAAAUAGAAAACAACAACAUCAAGACAAUUUUUGGAGCACAUAGGGUCGUUGUAGACAGGUCAAUCCUGGAUAAAGUUGAAAUCAAGCCAUACAAGAAUGUGACCUACAUGGAUGAGAUCCAGGUAGCUGGGUCUGUGGUGUGCAAAGGGGAGCCAGAGAAAGGGAAAAAGUGUUUGAACAAACUCGGCAGCAUGAUGAUCUUCUCCAAAGUGCCGUUUGUUGUCUUGGGAAUCAAAUACUUUGGCUUUGAUACAGGAAAUAAAUUUGGCCUAGAGUUCUACAAUCAGUGGAAGAAAGUGCCAUACCAUAUUGAUGAGAUUGAGCCGGGAGAUAUUGCAAGGUACUUACCAGAAAACACAUCAUCACAGUCUGAUGAUGACAGUGAUGAAGAAGACAGUUUAGAGAGCAGCAAGAGUCAGGACUCUAAACCAUCUGUAGAACCAGCAACCAGUGUCAAGACCCUAACUGACAGUUCAGAUCCACCCACAAGUAUCACCCACCAGACCCCAUCUGUCACUGCUUCAGCACAGCAAUCAGAUCUAAAGGCAGCCCCUGUUGGCACUCAUCAGACCCUGUCUGUUAAUCCUUCAGCACAACAUUUGAACAGAGAACUGAUGGGGGAGUUGCAGAGUCAUAAGCUAGAGAGCGCCAUGAAUGAUUUUUCUAAUUUUUCAGCUAUAAGUACAACAAAGUCGCCUUCUACUUUAGAAAGUUCAGCGUCGUCUUUUGCUUUAAGUCAGCAAAACAGCGAGGAUGGGGAGGUCGCAAGCAACGAGAAAAAGGAAAUGCCCUAUCUUUCCACUAUAAAUGAGAGUGAUAAAUUAUCAUUACCAAGUCCACAAAGGUCAUUGAUUAGUGACGAAAGACUUCUCCCUCCUCCACUGAGGAGCCUACCCAGUAGCUCAGAGAGUGAGUCGUUUAAUGAAAACAGUGCAAGGGCACCUGGUGGUAACAUAGUGCAGGGAGCUGCAAGUACGGAAGUGGGUGGGGCUGGAAUGAAUGAGCCAAAACCACAGCCAAUCGAAGCUGAACAUGAGCCCAUGGAGGAAGAGACCUAUGCUAAAACUGCAAUGGCAGAUGAAACACAGCCAAAACAAGUUGGAAGUAGGGACAGUAGUCAAGAUGAUGUGAAAGGAAAAUCUUUUUUUAAGUUUUUAUAAACUGUGAGCUACACUUCAGUGUUGUAUUUUGUUAAAGACAAGAGUUGCCAUUUCUUGUCU
This is a messenger RNA of Physella acuta, 4213 nucleotides long. Its product is annotated as ATP-dependent RNA helicase DHX58. Gene Ontology annotation, molecular function: nucleic acid binding; ATP binding. Lineage: Eukaryota; Metazoa; Mollusca; Gastropoda; Physidae. Gene Ontology annotation, cellular component: cytoplasm. The record is from RefSeq and is a predicted model, not a curated record.